AGGAGUUCAGGCGAUGCCUCUACCCCCACCACCUCCAUCUAUGCCAACAUUGUCUCAGCCACCAGUGAAACUUGCUGCGCCUGCCCAGGUGAUUAACUACUCUGUUAAACUGCCCACAUCGGCUGUGAAUACCUCCCAAAUACCUCCUGUGGCACUGCCAGGCCAUGCAUUGUCUACACAGCCAAUCCCUCCUCAACCGCCACCGUUUCCUGCGGUAACUCAGCCUGCAGUCAAAGUCUGCAAAACACAGCCACCAGUGCAGAUGUCUGCAUGCCAGGCACCACCUCCUCCACCCCCACCUCCUCCACCCCCACCUCCUCCUCCUCCACCUGCUAAUGCCUACCCUCUGGCAGCACACUCACAGCUUAGCCUCAGUGCUCGAUGUCCCACUCCAGUCAGCAACAACCAUUCCACAUUUCCACUUAGCCCGCCAAGACCUGAUGAGGAUUUUCCACCUCCACCUCUGGAUUCUGACACACAAAAGGGCUUCCUACCCUUUCCCCCUCCACUGCCCCCUCCUAAACAAAUCCCACAUCACCUGCUUCCCACUAGCAUCCCUGGGGAGAGAGUGCCCAGUUCACCCUCGCAUGGGGCUUCACCGCGCUCUGGCAAGAGGCCGCCUCCUACCCCACAACGGAAUUCCAGUGUCAAGGAAUCAAGAGCGGGCGUGGCAUCUGCAGUGGAGAGAAUGGGAGUGACCGACACUGAGCAAACGGCAAUGAGCCGUGCUCCCUCCACACAGGCUAAGCCUGGGAAGUUGAACUUUGCAGCAAGGAAUAUUCCUAUCGUCUUUCCACCACCUGGGAGCAAGCUCAAGUCUGCUGUGAUGUCUCCUGAGCUGCCACCCCCUCCACCUCCAGAGGAGGCAGACUUUCCUCCACCGCCAUUUAUGAACGUAGAUUGCUUACCCCCCCCUCCAGAGCUGCCUCUUCAUGCAAAGCAGCCCUCGGGGCCCCCAGCAACAUUGCCCAAGCCACCGCCCGUGCACAUGCCUCAGGCCUCCAAAGUGGCCUGCGGUCAAGAAAGUCCUCUCCGCAAACAAGCCGCCUCCUCCGGCCACGAGGGACCGGCUCAGUCCCCGCCCAAACCCUCCUCUACCAAGGCAGCUUUUUCACAGAAAAAAGUGGCACCGCCCACGCUGCCCAAACGCAGCGACAGCACACGGCUCUCUGGACAGGCAGAUGCCCCGGGCUCUCCACCAGUGCCCGUGGCGGAAGCUCUUGAUGCAUCCAACCCGGGAGCCCCGGGUAGCCCCAGCACCCUCUCGGCCGCCUCGCCAUCGAGCUCUCCAAGCCGGCCGGGUGGUCUGGCGCAGGCCAGUUUCAUUGCCGAUCUCAAUCGCACCUUAAAGCGCAAGUCCCUGAAGCAACACGUGGGCUCGCCCAUGCACGGGGCGGAUGACGCGACCCUGCCGCCGCCACCGCCGGAGCUCCUGAGGGAGCCCGACAGCCCGUCGGUCUCCUCUCCCGGUGUCUCGAGGUACGCCACGUUGCGUCGAGCAGCGGCGCCACCACCGCCCCCCAAACGGGACAACAGCACCCGCCUCACGCACGACUAGGGUGCAAGCGUCGUUACGCGCCGAGCU
Molecule: messenger RNA, 1585 nt
Organism: Petromyzon marinus (sea lamprey)
Lineage: Eukaryota; Metazoa; Chordata; Hyperoartia; Petromyzontiformes; Petromyzontidae
Source: RefSeq, a predicted model, not a curated record